AUGUGGCUGCCAGAUACAAUUCCAGUGCCAGGACCAGAUGUGACCAUGAAUCUCGGUGACUCCAUGUUGACUUUUACUGCAGUGCACUUUUCCUCGCCUUCUCUUCAACCCCCAAACCCAGCACACUGGGAGAAGUGCUCAUUGCCUCUCAAGGCUUCAGCAUGCCCUCAGGAGGACACCCCUCUAGUCCUUUCUAGUUUUCCCAGGUCACAGGCACUGCUGGUCAGAGGAGUUCAAGACUCUGGCUCUAGUCGGGCAGGAGUUGGCAAGGUCAUUGUUCAAGUUAGAGUAGAAGGGAGAGAAACAGAGCAUCCUGGAGCUAAGUCCUUUGUCAGCACCAAGACCUCCCUCAACUGGAAUGCCCCAGUGGCUCCUGAUGGGGCUACUGAGCAGGCUCCAUCACCUUUAGAGGCAGCCUCUGCUGUGGAGAAAAUGGCUCUGACCACUUCUCUUGUGAAAACUCAAGCCUGGAAGAGAGGGUUGUUCCCAGCUUGUCCAGUUCCACCACCAGCUGUCCAGCUGACCUCCAUUUUCCCCAAAGCGAAGGGUCAACCAGCACAACAUAGUGUUUCUGCAGAAGGGCUGGCCACCACCCAAUCCAGGCUCUCCUUGGAUGACUCCACCUGUAAUCCCCAGAGUAUUUAUGAGAAUUACCGACUGUGGCAAAGCUUCAAGCCUCUGGCGGAGACGCACUACCCUCAAAGCCCUGACACUGAAGCGCUUUCCUGUUUUCUAAUCCCAGUCCUAAGAUCACUGGCCCGACGGAAGCCCACCAUGACCCUGGAGGAGGGAAUUUGGUGGUCCCUGCAGGAAUGGCAGCACACAAGCAAUUUUGACCGGAUGAUCUUCUACGAGAUGGCAGGAAAGUUCAUGGAGUUCGAGUCGGAGGAGGAGGCGCAGAUCCGGAAGUUACAGCUGAAGAAUGGGUCUGCAUGCGCGCCCCCUUCAGAUGCACAGAAACUGGAUUCCCAAAGGCCUUCAGCCACUGUGGUCGACCAACCCCCAAGUAUGGGGACCCAAGCUGCAAGAGCAGUGCUCAUUCUGAAGGAGAGAGGUGGGAGGGCACCGUCUCCCGACCUGAGGCAGCAGAGACCUAAGUGCACUUGGGAGCCAAAGACACCCAAGACGAUCCCUCCUGAAGCCGUGAAAGAGUAUGUGGAUAACAUGAUAAGUCUGCUGAGGCCAGCUCAGUCCUCCACUGGGGAGGCUGACAACCAAUGGGAAGGGGAAGAAAAUGAGCACCCCCAGGAAGAGGAUGAUAUAUCCCCGGACCCGGGGCUCAUGAGCUACAUUAACAUGCUAUGCUCACAGGAAGCCUUCGUCACCAAGGUGGAAGCAGUCAUUCAUCCUCAAUUCCUGGGAAUGUUACUGUCUCUGGACCCACUGGCCGAUCCUUUAGACUUAAUUGAGAAGCUUGAGCAAGAGGAAGGACUCACUCUCACCCAGCUGACAGAGAAGCGACUGCUGGAGUUGAAAGAGACAAAGAGUGGGGAUGCACCCCAAAGUCAUGAUAUGCCCCAAGGGGAGGCCAUUUUUCCAUACUCUGAGUCUAGUCAAGGUUCAGGAAGUGGAGAUCACCAAGACCUUCAAGUAGGGCUCCUCAAUGACACAGGCGUCGAUAGGUUGAAUGCAGAUGUUCUGACCAGAGAGGAUGGUGGCAACAUUAACCUGUCCAAGACAAAAGAACGUGCUGUCUCUACUUGGCGUCAAAAGUCAGAGAAACUACAGUCUGAACAGUCCAUCUCUUCUCACCGGGAUCACAGCCACGCUUCCACUCCAUCAGCAACCAGGGGUGCCUUGAGAGUCUGGAAAACACCGCCUGUGAUGAAACCACCUGCGAUAGGAGAAUGGUCUAGUGAUGAAGCAGAAGAGGAGGAGGAGGAGGAGGAAGAGGAGGAGGCACUCCCCAGUCUAGCAUUCCUCUUGGGAUCUCAACAAAGACUACUGCCCUGGGGACAUUCCAAGAGUGCUGGCUCGCCAUCCGCCAUUCUCCACAAUGGCGUUCAGGGCUCCAGGAAAGCCUUCCAGCCCCUGUCUCCUGAGAAAGGGUGUCCCAGUCACUCUCAACAGAUAGCUGCCAAGUCUAAGAUGCCAGCUCCAGUUAGGGCGCCAUCUUCUGAUGAUAAGAGGCCCCCGUCAGCGGCUGACCUCAGAGGGUCUUGCAGGCAACCCUUGGUUGUGACUGAAGCGAAACCCUCACUCCCUCGAAAAAGAAAGCUUGAACCUUCUGCUAGUGAGAAAAGAAAAAAGGCUUAUUUUAGCCAAUAUCAGGGAUCUCUCCUCCUCGUCUCAGACUCGAAAGUUGGAAAAUCCUAA
Molecule: messenger RNA, 2316 nt
Organism: Echinops telfairi (small Madagascar hedgehog)
Lineage: Eukaryota; Metazoa; Chordata; Mammalia; Afrosoricida; Tenrecidae
Product: NUT family member 2G-like
Exons: 7
Coding region: 1-2316 (771 amino acids)
Source: RefSeq, a predicted model, not a curated record